This is a messenger RNA of Chanos chanos (milkfish), 867 nucleotides long. Its product is annotated as solute carrier family 10 member 6-like. Gene Ontology annotation, biological process: bile acid and bile salt transport. The transcript has 5 exons. The coding region runs from base 1 to 867 and encodes 288 amino acids. Gene Ontology annotation, cellular component: membrane. The record is from RefSeq and is a predicted model, not a curated record. NCBI's taxonomy places the organism in Eukaryota, Metazoa, Chordata, Actinopteri, Gonorynchiformes, Chanidae. Gene Ontology annotation, molecular function: bile acid:sodium symporter activity.
AUGUGGAACAACAGCUCAGAUGCAGAAGUAGGACCAAGCGUUAAUGGGACUUCUGUUGGUGUUAAUGGGUCCGCCCAACAAAUUCUGAAUGUGAUCCUACCUUUCAUGCUGGCUUUGGUGAUCUUCGCCCUUGGUUGCAGUGUGGAGUUUGGGAAGGUAUGGUACCACUUGCAGAGGCCAUGGGGCAUUUUAGUGGGUCUAGUGUGCCAGUUUGGGCUGAUGCCACUCAUCGCAUUUCUGCUGGGGCUGGCGUUCAGAGUUACAGCUCUUCAGGCCGUGGCCAUUCUCAUCAUGGGCUGCUGUCCUGGCGGAAUCAUCUCUAACAUACUUACACACUGGGUGGAUGGGGACAUUAGUCUGAGCAUUGCCAUGACAACAUGUUCCACUUUGCUUGGGUUGGGAAUGAUGCCUCUCUGUCUCUAUGUAUAUUCACACUUCGGGAUGAAGACUGGAAAUGUCCAGAUUCCCUACCUAAACAUAGCCAUCACAGUGGUCUCCAUGGUUGUUCCCGUGGCUUGUGGAGUCCUGGUGGGUUCAGUAGUGGGUUGUUUGGUCCUUACCCUCGCAGCCAUUGCUAGCGUCGUACAGUACAGAGGUUCUUGGAACAUUGAGGUUUCUGUACUAAUAAUCGGCAUGAUAUUUCCCAUGAUUGGAUAUGCUGUAGGCUUUAUCAUCUCCAUUAUCGUCCAGCAGCCUUGGCCGAGGUGUAGAACAAUUGCUUUGGAAACUGGGGCCCAGAACUGUCCGAUCUCUGUCACUGUGCUGCAGCUCUCCUUCCCAGCAGAGCAACUGGUGCAAAUGUUUACCUUCCCUCUCAUCUAUGCCUCAUUCCAGCUCCUCAGUGGCCUCCUGCUGGCCAUAGGUUAG